AUGUUGAAUGUGCUAAAUGCCCUGACCCUACCGGGUGACCAAACUCAGCCGGAUUUAGAGGUGCCAGAGGUUGAUGAGCUGUCUAAUUCUAGUGCACCCUCAGAGCAUGAAAAUGAAGGAGCAAAUCACCACUGCGAUCCCGCCCAUACCUGGCUCGAUGUGAUUUUGGUCAAUUCGAAAAAUAGAGUGGCUCGUGUGGCUUCCUUUCCCUCACCCUACAUAAAUGGUCAUGAUUAUAUUUUUAUCGAUUACGCGAUUAGUAUUCCCAGGGAGCUUCCACAACGUAGGAUGCGUGACUUUAGCAAACUCGACUCAAAAGCUUUCACUGCGAGUGUUGCAACAGCCCUUGGCUCUCAAAACUUAGAUACUGGGGACAUCAAUGAGAUCCUUACGGCUUCAACGGGUGCCAUUAGAGCAGCCUUGAAUGUGCAUGCGCCUAUCACAACACGGCUGUUGCGGCGGAAGCCAGCGCCCUGGUUUAAUGCCGAGUUACAGGCCAAAUGCCAUGAGCGGGACCGGGUGUAUACGCUUGCGCGGAGAACGGGCUGUUUGUAUAUGUUGUCGCGUUACAGGGAUCUGAGACCCUCGGAGACUUGGAGUAUUCUUCGUCAGUAUGGAAUGGUUGGUUGCGAUAGGUCUGCGCCCGUUAGUGCUGAUAAGCUUGAUCACGUAGCAAGGCAUUUCUCGCAGAUGUCCAGUGUACACGGGGCUUGUACAGAUGUAGAUCUGGAAAGCAUGAUAACGGAGUUGCCUGCCUGUGCCCAGCGUUUUACUUUGUACCCGUGUACAGAAAGUGAAGUAAGUGAGGCCUUUGUUGCUUGUCUGGAGAGCUCGCAGGGCCGCAGUCUGGAUGGGCUUGCACUUGUCUAUUUUAAAUCUAUGCCUAGCGUUAUUUUACCGUCUUUAACUAAACUUUUUAAUUUGUCCCUCGCGAGUGGUAUCCAGCUGACCGAUUGGAAACAGUCACUUAUUAUUCCUCUGCCCAAGGUGGUGAACCCCCAGGUGCCGGGCGACUUCCGGCCGGUCGCUAACAUCAUUCACUUCGCUAAGGUGUUCGAUAAGGUGAUAGAAAAAAGAAUUGCUGAUUAUUUAGAAAGCAACAGUUCGCUCUCACCCUUACAGUCCGGAUUUAGAAGACAUAGAGGGACGCAGUCGACGCUGCUCAAGCUAAUGGAGGAUGUCCGAGGGGGGAUGGAGGCAGGAAGGGUAACCAUACUUGUUCUUUUCGACUUCCGCAGGGCAUUUGAUUCCAUCAAUCACACGGUACUUUAA
Messenger RNA from Copidosoma floridanum, 1272 nucleotides. RefSeq lists its product as uncharacterized. The record is from RefSeq and is a predicted model, not a curated record. NCBI's taxonomy places the organism in Eukaryota, Metazoa, Arthropoda, Insecta, Hymenoptera, Encyrtidae.